GUUUGUCCAGUUUUGUUCCGCACAGGUUGCCAUGUUAGUUGAUAUUCCGGAAAUCAGGCAGGGGAAAGCUAGCGGUGCUUUUCCCUCUGCCUUUAGCUUUCCUGGGUAGUUCUGCCUGUUAACUACAAAGGCACCAGCCAAAGAUCUCUUCUGACAUCACACCACAUACGACUAAAUUUGCUGCAUCGAGGUUUCAAUGGCAUGGACCUGAUGAAGUCCAAGCAGGUGGCAAAGUGAUGGACUAAGGACUGGCAGUCACAGAGGUGCUUGCGCGUGGAAUGUUGCGCUGGUCGGUGCACCUUGAAGGAGGGCCGCGGAGAGUCAACCAUGCUGCUGUGGCCGUGGGUCACAAGGUGUACUCCUUUGGAGGCUACUGCUCCGGGGAGGACUAUGAGACACUUCGGCAAAUUGAUGUGCAUGUUUUCAAUACAGUGUCGCUGCGUUGGACAAAAUUGCCUCCAGUGAAGACCGUCGGGCACGAGCGUGCCCGCGAGGUGCCAUAUAUGCGCUAUGGCCACACAGCUGUGCUGCUGGAAGAUACCAUCUUCCUCUGGGGCGGGCGUAACGACACAGAGGGGGCCUGCAAUGUGCUGUAUGCCUUUGAUGUCAAUACACACAGGUGGUACACGCCCAAGAUUUCAGGGACCGUUCCAGGAGCUAGAGACGGCCACUCCGCCUGUGUCUUGGGAAAGUCCAUGUAUAUAUUUGGAGGUUAUGAGCAGCUGGCUGACUGCUUCUCCAAUGAUAUUCACAAGCUGGAUACCACCACCAUGGUUUGGUCAUUGAUAAAUGCCAAAGGUUCUCCAGCUCGAUGGAGAGACUUCCACUCAGCCACCAUCAUAGGGACAAAGAUGUUUGUUUUUGGAGGGAGGGCAGACCGUUUUGGUCCUUUCCACUCCAACAAUGAGAUUUACUGCAACAAGAUCAAAGUGUUCGACACAGAGACCAACUGCUGGCUGAGUACCCCCACAACACAGCCCUCUCCAGAAGGACGCAGGAGUCAUUCAGCCUUUUGCUACAAAGGGGAGCUCUACAUUUUUGGAGGAUACAACGCCCGUCUGGACCGGCACUUCAACGAUCUCUGGAAAUUCAAUCCAGAGGCCUUCAUGUGGAAAAAAAUAGAGCCAAAAGGAAAGGGUCCAUGCUCACGAAGGAGACAGUGUUGUUGUAUGGUUGGAGAUCGAAUCAUCCUGUUUGGAGGAACCAGCCCCUGUCCAGAGCAAGGAAUGGGAGAUGAAUUUAACCUCAUGGAUCAUUCAGACUUGUAUAUUUUAGAUUUCUGCCCUAAUUUGAAGACGUUAUGCAAAAUAGCUGUUAUUCAGUACAGUCUGGAGCAGUCAGGACUCCCACAUGAUAUCAGGUGGGAGCUGGCAGCCAUGACGACCAACAGCAACAUCAGCAGACCCAUCUUCUCCUCACAUGGGUGACAAAGUCAAAGCAGGUCUGUUUCAGGACUGUUUUUAGGCAAACGAACUUUAAGAGACUGUCUGUCAUUAUUCUGGAUCUCAUCGAAACUUCUCGCUGACCAAGCAUCCAACACAAGGUGGUUUCUAUCAUCUAAACUGCUCUUUAUAGCCUCUAUGGAGAUCCAAUCAGCCUAUGAUAAUCAGAGACUUUUCAUUCUGGGUCAAAGAAAAGGCAAGAAGUGAAGCCAAAGCUCUCCAGAGCUGAACUCUGUGAAGAGAAUCAUCGAGAUGUCAACCUCCAUGAGAAGACUGUUGUCCACCUUCUGCUGCAGACACGUUGCAGGUCUUACCCCAUCCCUAAAACCUCCCAGAACCUCAGUGUGAGGGAUUCAUCCCAACAUGAAAGACGCCCCGCUGCUCUGGAGUUUUUGACGGUGAUUUGUAAAUCACCCGAGUUGAGCUGUCUGCCUUGUAAAGAAUCAAGGCCAUCUACCUCCCUGGAGCACGCAUCACCGGAUCUUCAACACCUCCCACAUAUUUGACACCCGCCAUGUUUUGAACACCACGAGAUGGUCCCUCUGAGAUGCUGCAGAACGUUGCAGCUUCAUCACUUUGUCACGCUGCAAGUUUCACUUUCAGUGCCAAAUAUAGCAAAUGUGGAGGAGAGUCUGAAGUGUGAACGUACUCUGCUAUGUCCAAGUUUAGCUCCUUUUGUUUGAAAGUCCAUCUCAUGAAAUCGUUUUUUAAUAGACAAUCCCACAGCUCACAGAGAGCCUGUUUACUGGCUGAUGGAUUGAAGUUCCAAGAAAACUUACCCUGAAGAUUUUCUUAAGGGCUGGUGUCUCAUAAAACCCCAACGGGUUCAAAACGUGGAUGUUUUUUCAGGUAAAGAUGCUGUUAACAAACCCAAAUAAAACCAACUAAAUGUACUUGGUGGCUCUCAGCCACAGGGCAGUGUUGUAUUUUGUAGAAAUUGUGACUCUCAGUACUUUGCACUCGAGGCUUUGAUUGAUCUCCCCCGGAGAUUCUGGAUGCAGUAAGAUGAAAGUUUAAGUUUUUUUGUUGCUUUGAUCCUUCUGGCCUUAGAUGAGAGCAGACCUGAACCUAAAACAAAAGCCGCUUCAGAGCAGUCCACUCAGACGCUCUCUGGGAUUCUAACCACACACUCGUGAACUUGGUCUGCUGUCGCUUUUGUUCUCGGGGACCAAAUGUCCUUCCACUCUCUAGAAAAGCCGCCGGGACUCCUCCCAAACGUCAGGAUCUCAGCACUGAUCGAUGUUUACUAAACAGAAGGAGAGGAAGUGAUGCGUUCAUGCAGGGUGCUGAUAACUGCAGCACAUCCGGCCUUACAAACGGAUCAGACAUGCUGCUUUUGCCUCAGUAGAAUCCAGAUUUGACCACCAGAACCCGGUGUGGGUUUCAUUUAAGGGCCAGUGAGGAGUUUAGUAUUUAAUUUCCAGAAAAAAAGGGUAACUGUGUAGAGAACAAACGGGUGAUGGCAAAUCUUUGAUGAAAUGUUUCCAGUGCUUGGACUUUAGUUUUCUCCUGGCAGAGAGAGUGUUUAGCAGAAAGUAGAUAUUUAAAAAAGUUUCCCACUCUUCUUGAAACUCUCCUUGAAUUUGCUGUUCAAUCUGGGGGAGAAUUAUUGAUCCCCUGAUCAGUUUCUGCAGCUUCAUGUUGAAAAUCAACAUAAAAAAGGCAGAAACAUUGUGUUACAAACAUCAUUUAAUGCAGACAAAUGCAUUUAUUUCUUUGGGAAACAUUAAUUCUUUUCUGGUUUUAUUUUUAAAGGUGUUUACGCUACUGAUGACAUCAUUUAAAGGGGGUUCUGUUGAAUAAAGUUGGUCCGGACUUUUCUGUGCAAUAUUCUUUUUAUGCUGUAUCAAUAAUAAACCUGCGACAUCUUAA
Oryzias melastigma (Indian medaka) is the source of this 3314-nucleotide messenger RNA. RefSeq names its product kelch domain containing 3 (gene klhdc3). Gene Ontology annotation, cellular component: cytoplasm. The record is from RefSeq and is a predicted model, not a curated record. Lineage: Eukaryota; Metazoa; Chordata; Actinopteri; Beloniformes; Adrianichthyidae. The coding region runs from base 279 to 1427 and encodes 382 amino acids. The transcript has 12 exons. Gene Ontology annotation, molecular function: protein binding; chromatin binding.